Molecule: messenger RNA, 650 nt
Organism: Lecanosticta acicola
Lineage: Eukaryota; Fungi; Ascomycota; Dothideomycetes; Mycosphaerellales; Mycosphaerellaceae
Source: the annotation of a GenBank genome assembly
AUGCGGACCGACGUUACAGCGUAUGAUAUUCAAAUGGUAGGGCGUUCCUUUUCCCGCGGCCUGUCGUGUCUACAUUCUCUCUAUCGAAAAUGUAAGUGUACGGGCUACUUGGGAAGGCCCCAAGAGUUGCUAAUCGGCUGAGCAGGUCUCCAAUCCAUCCUCAAGACCCUGAUAUCUUGGUCAAAGACUUUCAAAUGCACCCAUCACUUAGCAGGAGCCUCGUGAAAUCUUACUACGAAACUGAUCAUGACGCUGACUCUCUAUCGCAGCUCAACUUUGAGGGCUACUACACCAAGCAUCAAGUCAACGCGAUCAUCAGAAAGUUCGAAGCAUGUGUGCAUCAACAGCAAAAGCGCCAUGAGGCCGAGAUCGCCGAGCUCAAAGAGCAGCUCCGUCGCUUGGAGAGAGGUCGCCCAGCCAGUAAAGCACCGUAUCAUGAGUUUCGAAGGCCUGAUGGCACGCCAGUACGAUGGGCGCAUGAAAUUGAGGAAAUUGAACAUGCCAACGAAAGUGACGACAGCGAAUCUACGGAUGACGAGUGUGUCGGCAGGCGGAAGAUUGAUCACAACAAAGACAUGGAUCAGCAAGGCCGGCCUGAGCUCGUUGGCGACGAUGAAGAGCGCCUCGAUGUCGGCGAGUACACCCGUUAG